Rhododendron vialii is the source of this 2010-nucleotide messenger RNA. Its product is annotated as probable thylakoidal processing peptidase 2, chloroplastic. NCBI's taxonomy places the organism in Eukaryota, Viridiplantae, Streptophyta, Magnoliopsida, Ericales, Ericaceae. Gene Ontology annotation, biological process: thylakoid membrane organization. Gene Ontology annotation, molecular function: serine-type endopeptidase activity. Gene Ontology annotation, cellular component: chloroplast thylakoid membrane. The coding region runs from base 299 to 1375 and encodes 358 amino acids. The transcript has 7 exons. The record is from RefSeq and is a predicted model, not a curated record.
CUAGAUUCCCCCUCCCCCAUCUUCUUGGCGUUCCCUUUCCAAUUUCUCUCUCCUGAGCCCCUCUCUCUCUCUCUCUCUCAUCGAGAGAUCGUCUGGGACUCACCAGCUUCCGCAACUCCCUCUCCUCCUCUUCUCUAUCAUCACCCACCCUCUCUCUGUCUUAUCAAUUCCAAUUCUCACUUACCUCUCAAGUUGACUCUCAAACCUUCAAAACCCACUCCCCAUUUCCUCGAAUUCUAGGGGUUUCUCUCUCUCUCAUCGCCAGAUCCCAACCAGCCCAUCUAACCCCACCACACCCAUGGCGAUCCGGUUCACCGUCACCUACUCCGGCUACGUCGCCCAAACCCUCGCCUCCACCAAAACCACACCCUGCCGCCUCUUCCAGGAAUGCUUCCUCGGCUCCCGCUCCCGCUUCCUCUGCCCCACCCAAAACCCCGAAAAAAUCGAUCCCAAAUCCAGCUUCCGUCCUACAUCAUCAGCAUCGUCUAUGUACUCGACUCUCGCUUGCGAAAUCCUUGGAGGUCAGAACUGUAAUUCCUCCCCGAUCGUCGUGGGUUUGGUCUCCCUAUUAAAAUCCUCGGCUGGGGUAUCCGGGCAGUCGACUUUGGCGAUUUCUCCGUUCAAGGCGUCGUCGAUCGUUCCGUUUCUGCAAGGGUCGAAGUGGCUGCCGUGCAACGAGCUGAUUCUGGGUUCGGCUAUAACUGUAGCGGAUCAAGGCGGGAGGAGGACCGGCGGAGGAGAGAAGGCGGCGAGGGAGGUGUCGGAGGGGGGCGUGAGCGCAGCGAGGAGCAGUGGUUGGCUUGGGAGGCUUUUGAAUUUCGGGGCGGAGGAUGCGAAGGCAGUGUUGACGGCGUUGACUGUCACGAUUCUGUUCAGGUCGUCGUUGGCGGAGCCGAGGUCGAUUCCAUCGGCUUCGAUGUAUCCGACUCUGGAUGUGGGUGACCGCGUUUUAACUGAGAAGGUUUCAUAUUUCUUUAGGAAGCCUGAUGUUUCCGAUAUAGUGAUAUUUAAGGCGCCCCCAAUUCUUCAGGCAGUUGGCUAUAGUUCUCGUGAUGUUUUUAUAAAACGAAUUGUUGCGAAGGAAGGGGAUUACGUUGAAGUGCGUGAUGGUAAGUUACUGGUGAAUGGUGUUGUGAAAGAUGAGGAUUUCAUUUUGGAGCCCCUUGCUUAUGAAAUGGAUCCAAUUAUUGUGCCUCAAGGUUAUGUGUUUGUAAUGGGGGACAACCGCAACAACAGUUUUGAUUCCCAUAAUUGGGGUCCGCUACCAAUCAGAAACAUCGUUGGUAGGUCGCUGCUUCGUUAUUGGCCCCCCUCCAAAGCCUCCGACGCUAUUUAUGAAGAACCAAUAGAAGAUGAUGCAGUGGCAAUCUAUUGACCUCUUCUUGAAAAACCGAUCUUUGCUCUACCCCUCACUACCCAAUCCAUUAUAUCAUGUUACAAGGUCACUACAGGAAGAAUGCAAAACCUAUUUUACCAUCCGAGUAAUCUAUAUCUGCAAUUGUUUUCUUUCUUUUAACUCAAUAUUGAGCAUCUGUAAAUAUUCCGACUUCCGAAGUCUUGGGCAUCCCAAAUCAUUGCAACGAUGAGUUUGUGAUAAGAUGUCGUCAAUGUUUGGUUUUGCAUUCUUCCUGUAGUGACUUUAAAACAUCGUUGCAAUGUAGUUUUGCAUUCUUCUGGUAGUGACCUUGUAACAUGAUAUGAUGGAUUGGAUAGUUAAGGGGUAGAGCAAAGAUUGACAUUGAAGGGCUCUGUCUCCCUACAAAUUUGUUGUAGAAAAUUUUGUGAUGUUGUUAGAGCUGAAACAAGUUAAAUAGCUGAGAUCAGUGGUACCCUAUGGUAAAGAUUCUUCAUUUUAUGACAUUAAAGGAAGGCUUGUAAAGCUCCUUGCAGUUGUUCACUUCUCUAAUUUCUGGUGUGCCUGCAUUGUGAGCCAGUUGCUUUUGAAGUAGUAAUACAAUUGAGUUAACCUUUUUUAUGUUCGACGAAUCCAUGAAGUGAUGUAUUUGUGCA